Toxorhynchites rutilus septentrionalis is the source of this 4374-nucleotide messenger RNA. RefSeq lists its product as uncharacterized. NCBI's taxonomy places the organism in Eukaryota, Metazoa, Arthropoda, Insecta, Diptera, Culicidae. The coding region runs from base 1 to 4374 and encodes 1457 amino acids. The transcript is spliced from 2 exons. The record is from RefSeq and is a predicted model, not a curated record.
AUGCCGCCAUCAACAUCGUCAUCCAGCAAACGUUCACCGUCCCUAAAAUUGCUGAAAACAAGGCUGAAGGAAGUUAUGGUAACAUUUAAUGAUAUUUGGCAGUUUACCGAACAGUUUGAGGAGGAGGUUACAAAUAGUCAAAUAGAUAUACGCUUAGAAAAAUUGGAUGAAUUGUGGGAAAAAUUUGGCGAUACUUUGAUCGAGAUUAGGGCUCAUGAUGAUUUUGUUGCCGAGCAGGACGAUUUCGACGAGGAAAGGCAAGAAUUCAGCACCCGUUAUUACAAAACCAAGGCAUUCCUAAUGGAUAAGAUCAAGGAACGACGUGAACCAUUGACGCCCAAUCAGUCCAUUCGAGUUGGUGACAUGACUAUGCAGGAACCACCAGACCACGUGCGCUUACCCCAGAUCAAACUACAAACAUUUGAUGGGGAUAUUGACGCAUGGCUAAGUUUUCGUGAUUUAUUCUCCUCAUUGAUCCACUUGAAGGCAGACCUACCUGAAGUUGAAAAAUUUCAUUAUUUAAAAGGCUGUCUGAUGGGAGAACCGAAGAAUUUGAUCGAUCCACUUCCAAUAACCAAAGCCAAUUAUCAAAUAGCAUGGGAUAUGCUUAUGAAAAGAUACAAUAAUUGCAAGCAACUCAAAAAGCGGCAGGUAUUGUCUUUGUUCAAAUUACCUACUCUUUCAAAGGAAUCUGUACCCGAGCUACACAAUCUGUUGGAAAGUUUCGAACGAAUAGUGCAAACACUCGACCAAAUCAUACGACCAGAUUAUAAGGAUUUGCUACUGGUAAACAUGCUCUCAACACGUCUCGACCCCGUCACGCGUAGAGGUUGGGAGGAGGUAUCUUCAACCAAGGAACAGGAUACGAUUGCAGACCUGACUGAUUUCCUGCAUCGACGCAUAGGAGUAUUGGAAUCAUUGCCGCCAAAACCGGUGGACACUAGAGGUGUGCCACAAUUCCCAACCCAAAACAAGCAGAAAUUCGGCACGGGAAAGGCUAAUUUCAAUAGUUUCCCAACUGCCACGAUACGAUGUGUUGCCUGCAAGGAGAAUCAUCUUUUAUACCAAUGUUCGAGAUUUCGGUCUAUGUUAGUAUCAGAAAGGGAUACUUUGCUAAAAACGCAUUCGCUUUGCAGAAAUUGCUUUAAAACCGGACAUCAAGCAAGAACUUGCGAAUCCAAAUAUAGCUGUAGAAACUGCAAGGGUCGUCAUCAUACGCUUGUGUGUUUUAAACCUGGUAAGGAUUCGAAUGUCAAAAUAGCAUCAGUCGCGAGAAAUGAUUGUAACUCCGAAGAAGCUGGCUGUUCAUCAGGUUCGAAUUCCUCCCGUGUGUCAAACACUGCAGCAAGCGAUGUUCAACUGUCUGGAAGUGCGCAGCGAUUUUCAUCAUCGAUUUUAUUGGCAACAGCGGUGGUGCUGAUAGAGAACUGUGAAGGCAGUUGGUAUCCAGCUCGCGCACUUUUAGAUUCUGGUUCCGAAAGUAAUUUCAUUUCCGAGCGGCUAUGUCAAAGGUUGAAACUGAAACGAGACGAAGUGGAUAUUUCAGUUCAUGGAAUUGGGCAAGCUGCAACCAAGGUUCACCAUAGGAUACAUACAGCAGUUAAGUCUCGGAUUUCAAACUACAUGCGGGAGAUGAAUUUCCUAGUCCUACCCAAGGUCACGGUCAAUCUUCCUACAGCAACGGUAAAUACCAAAGGUUGGUCCAUCCCAAAUGGAAUUAAGUUGGCGGAUCCUGCAUUCUUCGAAUCCAAGGCGGUGGACCUGGUUCUUGGCAUUGAGGCAUUUUUUGAAUUUUUUGAAUCUGGAAAAAGAGAAACAUUAGGAGAAAAUUUACCAAUACUCACCGAAUCCGUUUUUGGGUGGAUAGUGUGUGGAGGAAUAUCCGUUCCAAACCAUGGCAUCCACAUCAACUGCAACGUUUCUGCUUCCGAAAAACUGGACGAUUUAAUUGCUCGAUUUUGGUUCUGCGAGGAAAUUGGAUCAACGAAAUAUUCACCGGAAGAAACACGCUGUGAACUAUUUUACCAGCAGACUGUUCGGCGAGAAGCAAAUGGACGGUACAUAAUGUCACUACCGAAAGAUGAAGGCGUUUAUCCACGGUUGGGCGAGUCAAGGGACAUCGCAUUCCGGCGUCUUCAGGGAAUUGAGAGGAGGUUGGCUCGAGAUUCCACAUUAAAAGAUGAAUAUACCGCAUUCAUGCAAGAAUACCUGGAGCUAGGUCAUAUGAGGAAAAUUAACGCUGAUGAGCGUGAUAGUGUGAAGAGAUGUUAUUUGCCACAUCACCCGGUUAUAAAGGAAACCAGCACAACUACCAAAGUGCGUGUCGUCUUCGAUGCUUCCUGUAAGACGUCCACAGGUGUAUCUCUGAACGAUGUACUACUGGCAGGGCCGGUGGUACAAGAUGAUUUAAGAUCAAUAAUUCUGCGUAGUCGAACUUACCAAAUUAUGCUUGUAUCCGACAUAGAGAAAAUGUUCAGACAAGUUAAUGUGUGUCCUAUGGAUAGAACGUUGCAGAGCAUUUUAUGGCGUUUUCCACACGAGGAUUCCGUUGGUACAUAUGAGUUGAACACCGUUACCUACGGAACAAAACCCGCACCUUUCUUGGCUUCUCGAACGUUGAAAGAAUUAGCAAUGAAUGAGGAGCAAAACUUUCCACUGGCAGCCAAAUCUAUAAUAGAGGACACAUAUGUCGAUGACAUCAUCACAGGAGCAAACAACAUAGACAGCAUAAAUAAUUUAAAAACACAGCUUAAUCAAAUUAUGGAUCGAGGCGGAUUCAAACUACGGAAAUGGGCAUGCAAUCGAUCAGAAGUUCUGGAAGGAAUUCCCAAAGAAAACCUAGCACUGUGCGACUCAGUCGAAUUCAAAAUGGAAACAGAUCGUUCUAUAAAGGCCUUAGGAUUGGCCUGGAUCCCAAAGGGGGAUAAAUUAAUUUUCCAGUUCAACAUUCCAUCUCCAACAACGAUCAAGCAGCUCACCAAACGCCAAAUACUGUCCGUCAUUGCAUCGUUGUUUGAUCCACUAGGGCUAUUAGGAGCUACGAUUACUGCAGCCAAGAUCAUUAUGCAGCUGCUAUGGUCAUUAAAAGACGCAAAUAACAAAGGUCUAGAUUGGGAUCAACCUGUACCAUCGAAAGUUGCAGAGAUGUGGUUGAAGUAUCAUGCGGAGCUUCCAUCAUUGAAUGAAAUACAAAUAGAUCGAUGCGUGGUCAUCCCCGAUGCAACCAUGAUAGAAAUUCAUUGCUUUUCGGAUGCCUCGGAGAAGGCAUAUGGUGCAUGUUUAUAUAUUCGAAACCAGAAUGUAAACGGGAAAAUUCAAGCCCGGCUUCUCACUUCCAAAUCCAAGGUGGCGCCAUUAAAAUGCCAGACGAUUCCCAGACUCGAGCUGUGUGGUGCACUUUUGGCAGUACAACUGUACGAGAAGGUACGCGAAUCAACGCGAUUUAAAUCAAAAGGUUAUUUUUGGACGGACUCCACAUGUGUACUGCGUUGGAUAAGAGCAACUCCAACGACAUGGACCACCUUCGUGGCCAAUAGAGUGGCAAAAAUACAAGCUGUUUCUGAAGGUUGUCAAUGGAAACAUGUUCCAGGUAUCAACAAUCCAGCAGAUAUGAUUUCCAGAGGAAUUUCACCCCAUGAAAUCACAAUGUCCAAGAUUUGGUGGCAUGGACCAAGAUGGUUGGAACAAGAAGAAAGUACCUGGCCCGAUUUCAACUUUAACAGCAUUGCUGAACUAGAAGAGGAACUACGUCCUAGAAAAAUCACGAGUAACACCAGUUCCGCAAUCAAGGAGUUCAGUUUAUGGGAGGCAGCGGUCCGUUCUGCGAAAAAACAUCUUCUGAAGGUCGUUGGAGAACAUCCGGUGUUGGUAGAAAAUUUGUCAACGUUACUGGUUCAGGUGGAAGGCUGUCUCAACUCACGUCCAUUGACUCCAUUAAGUGAUGAUCCAACCGAUUUAGAUCCUCUAACGCCAGCGCAUUUUUUAAUUGGUUCCUCACUCCAAGCACUGCCGGAACCAAGCACCGAAAAUAUUCCCAUCAACCGGCUUAAUAGAUGGCAGUUGGUACAACGACAACUCGAGGAUUUCUGGAAACGGUGGCGCAGAGAAUACCUUUGUCAACUUCAAGGGAGAAACAAACGAUGGAAACCUCCAUUGAAAAUCGAUGUUGACAAACUAGUGGUCAUUCAAGAUGACAAUCAGCCACCCAUGCGGUGGAAAAUGGGCAGAAUCAUCGCCACUCACCCAGGCCCAGAUGGUGUUGUUCGAGUAGUGACAUUAAAAACUGCCACAGGAAUUUUGAAGCGACCGGUAGAGAAAAUAUGUAUGCUUCCGAUAGUUGACUGCAAUGCCGAUUCAGCACAAGAACAUAUGUAG